AUGACCCCUCUCGGGAGAUUACUCACCCUCCUUCCUCUCUUUGCUGGGCUGGUUCAAGCUGCAAACAAGGAUGACUGGCGUUCUCGAUCGAUCUACCAACUCAUCACUGAUAGGUUUGCCGGCGGUGGUCAAUGUGAUCUUGGUUCAAGGAAUUACUGCGGUGGUACUUGGCGCUCUGUCAUUGAUAAACUUGAUUACAUCCAUGGAAUGGGUUUUGAUGCUGUCUGGAUAUCACCUACUGCUUUGGGCAUUGAAAGUCAAACUAAGUAUGGCGAAAACUACCAUGGAUACUGGACUGUUGAUGUGACAAAGCUCAAUCCUCAUUUUGGUACUGCAGAUGACCUAAAAGCGUUAUCAAGUGCAAUUCAUGCCAAAGGGAUGUAUCUGAUGGUUGAUAUAGCUAUCAAUUCACUUGCAGCUACCAACUACCAUAUCGAUUCAAACACACUCUCUUCAAUCAAUAACGGUGAUUUACUAUUCAAAGAUCCAUCAAAUUAUCAUCCAAGAUGUAACAUCCAAUGGGGUAAUCAUACUUCCGAAGAAUACUGUUGGUUGGUGACAGGAGGAGAUGACAACGAUGUCGCUCUUCUCGAUCUCGCUACUGAAACUCCUGCAGUAGCUGAUAAACUCAAACAGUGGGUUGGAGAUUAUGUAUCGGAUUAUGGUAUAGAUGGAUGUAGAAUCGAUGCCUCAAAACAUCUUGGUAAAGAAUUUCAACAUGAUUUCUGCCAAUCAGCUGGUAUUUUCUGCAUAGGUGAAGUCGCUGGUGAUAGUACUGAGUAUGCUGCCACUUAUCAAGGUGAUGGUGGGAUUGAUUCAGUUUUCGGAUUCGGAAUGCUCUACGGUUUCGCUGCCGUCUUCUCAGGUGGUAAGACUAUGCCCACUUUAGGACACUACAUCAAUGCAGCAGCAACUUCAUAUGCCGAUCCAACAGUCAUCGGAUCUUUCCUCGACAAUCAAGAUUUACCUCGAUUCAAUUCUAGAACAGGUGACAAAUCCCUCGUUUAUAACGCCAUCGUCGGUUCUUUCUUGUAUGGAGGUAUCCCAACUGUCUACUAUGGUCUCGAACAGGAUAUCGCAGAUGGUCCGUAUGAUCCAAAUAAUCGAGAAGCUUUGUGGAAUUACAAUAAUUACAAUACCGGUGGAGAUACCUACAAAAGAAUACAAACCCUCAACAAGAUCAGGGAUUACCUUGGUGGUAGAGGAAAAUUCUUCAAUUCCGUUGCAACUAUUCUCAAGGUUCAAGACAAUGAUAUAGCCCUUCAAAGAGAAGAGGCGCUGAUUGUCUUGACUAAUAGAGGAUCUUCUGGCUCUGGUACCUGGCUGAUUGGAGGCACCAAAUUCGGUAAUAACGCUGAUGUAGUCGACUUGCUGUCAUGCACAAAAGCUAAGACAGAUGGAACCGCAUCACUUUCAAUUUCUUGGACAAAUGGUCAGCCAUCCGUCUUCGUUUCAACCGAUGUCGCUGCUGCAGGAGGCUUCUGUGGUGCUACAGCUCCUUCAUCUGCUGGUGCUGUGUUAGUAGCCGAUCCUACCACUUCGACAACUGGAAACUCGACCACCGGUCAAACUGAUAUCGUCGAACCUACCAGUAAUUCUUCACAGGUUUCUGCGACUUUUACUAGUGUGACUGCAGCCACCACCUCAGCUCCAGCAACGAUUACCAAUCCCGAUGUCACCGCAGAACCCAUCAACACUGCUUCGACUACAGUGAUCAUUGACACAACAUCAACUUCAUCAAGCACUACCGAUGGAUCCGCAGGAAUACCAGCUAGUGGAUCUUCCAGUUCUUGUAAGAGAUCUAGGAAGAGGAAUUCUGCACUCGGUAAGCAUCAUGCCUGA
This is a messenger RNA of Kwoniella shivajii, 1842 nucleotides long. RefSeq lists its product as uncharacterized. Bases 1 to 1842 code for a protein of 613 amino acids. Gene Ontology annotation, biological process: carbohydrate catabolic process. Gene Ontology annotation, molecular function: calcium ion binding; alpha-amylase activity. The record is from RefSeq and is a predicted model, not a curated record. NCBI's taxonomy places the organism in Eukaryota, Fungi, Basidiomycota, Tremellomycetes, Tremellales, Cryptococcaceae. The transcript is spliced from 8 exons.